GGACUAUCAGCUUAUUGAUCUGCAAUACCUGAGCCAGUACUCCGGCCUAUCACGGUCUAUGAUGCCCCACGCAGGCCUGUCCGGCCAGUGAUUCCGUGCUGGGGUGACACGCUGCAGAGUGACCGCAGCACCCCCGCCGAGCUGGACCCAGGGUUCCGGUUCGGCAAGGAGCCUGGCUGCCAUGAGCGGGAAAUGACCCCAGUGUUCCGGUUCGACCAGCUGCUGGACUUUGACGACGACUCCGUGGACAUGGGGGCAUCUGCCUUCUCCAGGUCUGACAGUGAUCUCAUACUGACCAGCCUGGACAUGGAUCAUAACUGUGUCGCCCAUGGCACCUGUGUUGAGAGAAACACCCCUGUCCUGGUCCACCAGCAGACUGGCAGUGGAGACAGCUCCUGGGGGGAGAGCGUGGCCCUGGGCGAGCAGGCAUGCUUGGGGAUUGCUGCGGGCUCCUCUGUCCGCCCGCCUGAGGCCCUGCUGGAGGCUGGCAGCCGGGCAGGGGCACGGAGUGAGCUGGAGCGUAGAAUGCGUGACAUGCACGACAUGCAUCUGGAGAUUCGGCAGGAUCUGGAUGCGGUGGAGCACACGCUGACCUUUGACCCACAGCAGCAGGAGAGCCUGCGCGAGGAGAAACAGCGGGUGGAGAAUCACCUCCAGCCGCAGAGGAAGCAAACGUGGUUUAGACGUCUCGGCAACGCCAUCAAAGGCCUAGGGAAGAGGAAGAGGAAGGAGGAGUUUGACGUGGGAGAGGGUGUCCCUGGGUGUGACGAGCUGUGCCCAAUCUCACAGGAUGUGAGCAUCUCGCAGGCCACUAUGCGGAAGAUGCACGAGGCGGAUGCCUGUGUCAGAAACUGGCGGGCGGUCGCACGUCACCAGCGGCAAAUGGACCUGCUCCAGGAAACGCUGGAGGACAUGGAGCGAAGCUUCCAGAAGCAGAAAGUGCAGCUGCAGAAUGCCGAAAGCGCACUGGACAGGCAACAGACCUGUGGAGGGGCAGAGGCCCUGAAGGAGGAGAAAAGGAGGAAAGAGGAGAUGCUGAAGAGCAAGAAACCAAAGAAGAUGGGCCUGAAGAGAAGGUUCUCCUUGUGCCUACGCUGCCUCACAUGAAUGUCAUCAAAAACUAUCGGAAUAUCGGAACUAUCAUCAAAAGCUGUCAGGAUCAAUGGCGUAACUAUAGGGGAUGCAGCAGGUGCGAUCGCACCUGGGCCCGUGAGUUGUGGGGGGCCGUGGCCGGGCCCAUAGACAUAUUUAUGUCUACAGUCUAUUGACGGCCCCAACAGUACUGCGUCUGACAGAAGUCUCAGACCCUAACUUUCGACGCUCAAAUAUGCUUGUAUUCACAGAUGAACUGGUAUUCUACAGUUUUGAGUGUCUAAUGCUAUAUAUACGCUUGAAAAGGCAAAUGUAUCUCUAUCAUGGUUGGUAUUAUUUGU
Messenger RNA from Clupea harengus (Atlantic herring), 1433 nucleotides. RefSeq lists its product as uncharacterized. The record is from RefSeq and is a predicted model, not a curated record. Lineage: Eukaryota; Metazoa; Chordata; Actinopteri; Clupeiformes; Clupeidae.